Messenger RNA from Xiphias gladius (swordfish), 2571 nucleotides. It is a transcript of the gene spats2, whose product is annotated as spermatogenesis associated serine rich 2. The coding region runs from base 414 to 1886 and encodes 490 amino acids. The transcript has 13 exons. The record is from RefSeq and is a predicted model, not a curated record. Lineage: Eukaryota; Metazoa; Chordata; Actinopteri; Istiophoriformes; Xiphiidae. Gene Ontology annotation, molecular function: protein binding. Gene Ontology annotation, cellular component: cytoplasm.
AGGUCCUUUGACUCAAACCUGGCAACCCCGAAGGAGUCUGGUGGAGGAAAAUAUUGCCCAGAGCAGACUACUUGGCAUUAAAGACGGCUGGCGGUGGGAGCUGCGUUAACCCGUUUCCAGAAUCUACUUCUCAGUUUUCCUGCCAACACCAAAUUUGGGUCGGCUUGGUGAAGAAACAAGAGGAAAAUCUGAAUCUUUGCCUAAACGGUAGAGGACUGAUCUGAACCUUGUUCUUCCAGCCCUCCGGCAAGUUGUAAGCCUCGUUUGGCAUCUCUAAGAAGAAAAACUCAGUGAAAGUUACUUAAACUUGGAGCCCUUAUUUGAACACCAGCUUAAACGUAUUUGAAGGGUUACUUUACAGGCUCGAGGAAGUAUAAAACCAAGCAUUUUAUCCAGUACGUCUGUGUGACAACAUGGCAAAGAAAAACAGCCAAAAAGAUACGUCUGGGGUUGUGUUUGACACUCGCUCAAAAAUGGUAAUGUCCCAGGGAGGAACAGCUGAGAGGAUGAAAGAAAAGAUCAGUGCUGUCAGGGCAGUUGUCCCCAACAAAAGCAACAACGAGAUUGUGCUGGUGUUGCAGCAUUUUGAGAACUCUGUUGACAAGGCCGUUCAAGCUUUCCUAGAAGGCAGUGCAGUCGAGAUCCUGAAGGAGUGGAAUGUCACCGGCAAAAAGAAGCCCAAGAAGAAAAAGAAGCCCAAGCCUCAGCCAGAGGCCUCAGCAGAGCCUGCUCCACCUGAGGCCACAUCGCCUGAGGAGGGCAAGGAUGAGAUGAAUGGCUUUCAUGCCAACGGAUCUGUAAUGGAUGGAGAGUCACUUGAUUCUCUUAGUGAACAGUUGGACUCUGCCUCCCUGGAUGCAGCCGAGCUGGACUCUGAACCUGCUACAUCCGAAACCACCGGUGCAGAAGCAGAAAGUCAAGGUAGCGCUCCAAGUCCCGCCUCUCAGCAAGGAGGGAGGAAUCACCAGGGUCCCAGAGGCUACAAGACCCGACGCAGGCCAGGCUCAAAUUCACAUCCCCCCACUUCCUCAUUAGCACCCACCAUUGAUGAGCAAGGUUCACCAGCAGUCAAGAAGAUGGCUUCCAACAUUGACCGCUCUGUGAAGGACCUGCAGAGAUGCACCGCCUCACUCACUCGCUACAGGAUGGUGGUCAAGGAGGAGAUGGACUCCUCAAUCAAGAGGAUGAAGCAGACGUUUGCCGAACUCCAGAGCUGUUUAAUGGACAGAGAAGUGACUCUGAUGUCAGAAAUGGAUAAAGUGAAAGCAGAGGCCAUGGUGAUUUUGGACGCCCGACAGAAGAGAGCAGAGGAGCUCAGACGGCUGACAGACCAGUCGGCAUCCAUGUCUGAGGAGCAGUUGACUGAACUGCGUGCAGACAUCAAGCACUUUGUGAGUGAACGCAAAUAUGACGAGGACCUUGGGAAAGCAGUAAGAUUUACAUUUGAUCUUGAACCGCUGAAGACGAGCAUCUCGGGCUUUGGAUCAGUUUACCAUCCACGCACAGGUUACUCAAAUCGGUCCCGCUGUAGCUCGACGUCCUCUUCCGUCGCUGGCCCAAGCCUGCUGGAAACUCCACCUCCCACCCAGACCCAAAGCACCCCCAGUGAAACCCGCCCCCCACCAACCAAACAGAUUUUCCAAGGCAACAGGCGUACUUUCCAGGGACAAGGUUUUCACUUGGGUGGUCAGCGGUAUAACGGCGGGUCCUACCAUGACCGGAACGCUGGUCGGGCCAACCACCGCUACCAGAGCGAUGGUGGUCACACUUCACAGCACUCCAACAACUUGAGAGGUCCCCCCCAUUCCUCCUCGUCCUCCCACAACCAGGACCGACCCUCUCACAACGGGCUUCCCCAAAGGCCUCUGCGGACGCACUGCCCUUGACAUUGGAAAUCUUCAUCUCACUCAAACCCGUCUACUAACCCUUGCACUCUCCUCCCUGUGCCCACCCCCUACCCUGCACACACUCCCACCGUACUAACUCCUUUCGAUGAAGAAUAGAAUACAAGUUUACAUACUUCCAUCAGUUGAGCUGUAGUGUCACCUCUCUCCAUCAAAUCCAUUCAUCCUUCAAACUUGAAAAGCCCUCACUGUUCAGUGUAAUCGCUCUUCCUUUUUGCAUUUCUCCCAUCCUGGUCAAGGUAACAGCUUCUAUCUUUAGCCCCCCUUGAGAGAUCUCAUUGCUAUGCUAUUCUUAGUCUCUGUUGUUAAUUUUUGCAGUUAAGCAGUCUGCCAGAGACGGACAGGAUUAUCUGCAACAAUUUGUGCACUAUUGAAGUUGAACUCUUAGUACUAUUUCUAUUUUCGUUGUGGCUUAAUAUCAGCUCUCUGAUUCGCACCUCAAAUCCGUUUCGGUUUUUUUGAGGUUUUUUUUUUUUUCCUCCUCCUCGUCUCCCCGAACCAUUUCAAUGCCUUCACCACGGAAAACGUAGUGAAAGUGCAGUAGUUCUAGCCUGAACAGGGAUUUUUGUCAUCAGGAGAGUAGAAAUGCAAUCAACACUACAGACUAUCGUAAAUCCUUGCAAGGUAAAAAAAAAAAAAAAAAAAAAAAAUUAAUUUAAAAAAAAAA